AUGUGUGGAAUCUCUGCGUGUCUCUCGCUUGCACCGGCUAGGAAUGGCUACGCGAAACAUGCAGGUGUUACCAGCAACGGGGAAUCCAGGCCCCGCAUCACGACCAACAGGGAAGGACAUCCUCUUGCUACGCAGCUUCAAGCCUCGUUGGAUGUGAUUGCCCACCGCGGCCCUGACGAUUCCGGGGUCUGGAUAAAUGAGACCGAGAAGGUCGGGCUGGGCCACUGUCGGCUCUCCAUCAACGAUCUAUCAUCUGCUGGGCGUCAACCUCUCCACAGCAGCGACGGCCACGUUCACGUUGUGGUCAAUGGCGAGAUUUACGACUAUGAUCGAUUACGGUAUGAGUGCGAAACCGUUCACCAUUACGCCUUCCAGAGCGACAGCGACAGCGAACUUGUGCUGGCGCUUUACCAAGUCUUUGGUGCCCCAGGGUUCUUUGCCCAUCUGCGAGGGGAAUUUGCAUUUGUGCUCUAUGAUGACCGCCCAGGUUCUCGACGAUUGAUUGCGGCACGCGACCGUUAUGGAAUCAAGCCGCUGGUCUAUACUCGACUCGGGUCCAGCCUCCUCAUCGCGUCCGAGGCCAAGGCUUUCUUACCUUUCGGCUGGAGUCCUCGCUGGGAUGUUUGCGCAAUUGCCGACGCAGGUUGGAUGUUUGACGACCGAACGCUGUUCCGCGGUGUUCGAAAGGUGCUACCAGGACACUAUCUUGAAACGACGGAAGAUGGCGGCGUGCGACAGGUCCAAUAUUGGGAUGCUGAAUACGAAGACAAGAUACGCACCAUGGACGAAAUGGUAGCUGGCGUUCGUGAGCGGCUUGUCGAUUCUGUCCGUCUCCGCCUGCGUGCCGAUGUGCCUGUUGGCAUCUACCUUUCCGGGGGGAUCGACUCUUCGGCCAUCGCGGGGAUCGUCACUGAUCUUGCACGGAAGGAACAUGCCAAGAUUGGAAGCGAACACACCACUGGUGUGACCUGCUUUAGUGUGGCUUUCCCGGAAAUCUCGGGCUACGACGAGUCGCAGAUUGCCGAGCGCACCGCUGAAUGGCUUGGAGUCAAGACCAUCAAGAGAACUAUCACCGAGGAGACGCUGGCUGAGAACUUCGAAGACGCUGUUUUCCAUUGUGAGCACCACCACUUCGACCUCAAUUUUGUGGCCAAAUUUGCGCUGUCCACAUUGCCGCAGGAACACGGCGUCAAGGUCGUCCUGACUGGCGAAGGCGCCGACGAGCACUUUGGGGGCUAUCCAUACUUUUUCAGCGAGUUCCUCCGCGAAGCCGAUGAAGCCCUCCCGGACUCUCAUUUUUCUCAAAACAGUAGCCUUCGGAGCCAAAUGUUCGAAUCGGCGCAGCGGGAGAUGAAAGGCAUUUGGCAAAAAGGUGGUGCCACCGCGUACGAGAAUAGACCAGCCGUUCCAAGCAUCGCAGGGCCGGGGGCAGCAGACAUGAGCGAUAAUCUGCUCGCGUGGCAUCCCAGCGCCUCCCUUUUUGCGCCGUGGAUACAAGCACGACAAGGCAGCGACGAUUGCCGCAGAACCAUUCUCAACUCGUAUCCAAAAACCGUCCAAGCCAAGAUGCGGACCCGAUGGCAUCCCCUCCAUACUUCCAUGUACAUGUGGAACAAGAACUCGUUGGCCAACGUCUUGCUGUCAUGCCUGGGCGAUCGCACAGAGAUGGCACACAGUGUCGAAGCGCGCACGCCAUUUCUCGACCAUCACCUCACUGAGUAUGUCAACCGAUUGCCUCCAAGCGCCAAGUUGCGCUACACGGCGGAAACUGCAAGCGACUCCGGUGAAGUGGGCCCGAUCUGGACCAAGUCCAGCGUUGCGUUGCAAUCUCUGAAUGAAAAAUGGAUCCUCCGCGAGGCAGUACAUCCUUAUAUAACGGAUGAACUGUACCGGCGAAAAAAGCACCCGUUCCUGGCUCCCACUCGAUGGGGGAAGGACGGGCCAUUGUAUCGAAAGCUCAAGGCCCUGCUGACACGAGACGCUGUAGAGGGCCUGGGUUUUGUUAGCUGGACCACGAUCCAGGACGCCAUGGGGAUUGCCUGGGGUGAGGCUGCAGACCCCAAAGCCUUUCGACUUUUGCUUUAUUGUGGUGCCUGGGUCACCCUUAGCCAGCGUAUGGGUGUAGCCAGGGCAGACGAGGCUGAUUGGGAAUUACCCGCACUGUAG
This is a messenger RNA of Aspergillus novofumigatus IBT 16806, 2166 nucleotides long. RefSeq names its product asparagine synthetase B family protein. Gene Ontology annotation, molecular function: asparagine synthase (glutamine-hydrolyzing) activity. The transcript has 3 exons. Bases 1 to 2166 code for a protein of 721 amino acids. Gene Ontology annotation, cellular component: cytosol. Lineage: Eukaryota; Fungi; Ascomycota; Eurotiomycetes; Eurotiales; Aspergillaceae. The record is from RefSeq and is a predicted model, not a curated record.